CCCCGGCUGACUCGGCCCGCUCCGCACCUCACACACGGCUCGCCGGCGGCAGCCGCCAUCUUCGCGCGCGCGCGCGCGCCCCAGCCCCACCCCCAAACGCGGUGCCCACGUGACAGCUCGCCUCUAAACGGGCGCGUGGACUGUACUUUUCGUCACGUGACGGUGGGGCGGGGCCAAGAUGGCGACCCCCAGAGAGGUUUGGAUCCAGUGUCUAGGGCGAUCGAGGGUGUGAUGAAGGCGGAAGGGCGGCGACUUCUGUGCCUUAGGUGGGUGGUGGAGGCUGACCGCGCACCAGCUAUCAAGAGUCAGACAGUGCCCUGCAGUGGAGCUUGCGGCCUCUCCGCUGAAGAACGGAGAGAGAAGGUGCUGGCUGGGUGAAGCUGCGGCUCUCUGCCUGGCGGGGGCUUGAGUGGCCCAGAGUCCAAGGCGUCCCUAGUCACCCCGGUGUGCACGGGGUCCCAGAUCUAGAGACAUGACCCGAGAGCGCGCUUCCCCGGCCCCGGGGACCGGAGCUCCGCUGAGCGGGUCGGUGCUGGCAGAGGCAGCAGUGGUGUUUGCAGUUGUCCUGAGCAUUCACGCAUCCGUGUUGGACCGAUACUCGUGGUGCGCCGUGGCCCUCGCAGUGCAGGCUUUCUAUGUUCAAUACAAGUGGGACCGGCUGCUGCAGCAGGGAAGCGCGGUCUUCCAGUUCCGGCUGUCCGCCAACAGUGGCCUCCUGCCCGCCUCGAUGGUCAUGCCUUUGCUCGGACUGGUCAUGAAGGAGCGCUGCCAAGCUGCUGGAAACCCGUACUUCGAGCGCUUUGGAAUUGUGGUGGCAGCUACUGGCAUGGCAGUGGCCCUCUUCUCAUCAGUGUUGGCACUGGGCAUCACGCGCCCAGUGCCCACCAACACUUGUGUCAUCUCAGGCUUAGCUGGCUGUGUCAUCAUUUAUAUCAUGAAGCACUCCCUGAGUGUGGGGGAGGUCAUCGAGGUCCUGGAGGUCCUGCUGAUCUUCGUCUACCUCAACAUGAUCCUGCUGUACCUGCUGCCCCGUUGCUUCACUCCUGGGGAGGCACUGCUGGUGUUGGGUGGCAUCAGCUUCAUGCUUAACCAGCUCAUCAAGCGCUCUCUUACUGUGGUGGAAAGCCAGGGGGACCCAGUGGACUUCCUCCUGCUGGUGGUAGUGAUAGUGAUGGUACUCAUGGGCAUCUUCUUCAGCACCCUCUUUGUCUUCAUGGACUCAGGUACCUGGGCCUCCUCCAUCUUCUUCCACCUUAUGACCUGUGUGCUGGGCCUUGGCGUGGUUUUGCCCUGGCUGCACCGGCUCAUCCGCAGGAAUCCCCUGCUCUGGCUUCUUCAAUUCCUCUUCCAGACAGAAACCCGCAUCUACCUCCUAGCCUACUGGUCUCUGCUGGCCACCUUUGCCUGCAUCGUGGUGCUGUACCAGAAUGCCAGACGGUCAUCUUCGGAAUCCAAGAAGCACCAGGCCCCCACCAUUGCCCGGAAGUAUUUCCACUUCAUUGUGGUAGCCACCUACGUCCCAGGUAUCAUCUUUGACCGACCACUGCUCUACGUGGCCGCCACUGUAUGUCUGGCUGUCUUCAUCUUCCUAGAGUAUGUGCGCUAUUUCCGCAUCAAACCCCUGGGCCACACUCUGCGAAGCCUCCUGUCUCUCUUCCUGGAUGAACGGGACAGCGGACCGCUCAUCCUGACACACAUCUACCUGCUCCUGGGCAUGUCUCUUCCCAUUUGGUUAAUACCCAGGCCCUGUACACAGAAGGGCAGUCUGGGGGGAGCAAGGGCCCUAGUCCCCUAUGCUGGAGUCUUGUCCGUGGGUGUGGGUGACACUGUGGCGUCCAUCUUCGGAAGCACCAUGGGGGAGAUCCGCUGGCCUGGAACCAAAAAGACUUUCGAGGGGACCAUGACAUCUAUAUUUGCCCAGAUCAUUUCUGUAGCUCUGAUCUUAAUCUUUGACAGUGAAGUGGACCUAAACCACAGUUAUGCUUGGAUUUUGGGGUCCAUCAGUGUGGUGUCCCUCCUGGAAGCAUACACUACACAGAUAGACAACCUCCUUUUGCCUCUCUACCUCCUGAUAUUGCUAAUGGCCUAGCUGUUGUGCAGCAGGAAUGGAGGAAACAGGGACAUGUGGAGGAUGGAUGUCCCCACAGCAGCCAGCUCCCUGGGCAUGAAGAGCCAAGGGGUGAGAAGCAGAUUUGAUUUUGCAGUUGAUUCAUAAUCAGAAUAAAAACUAAAGCUCUCCUGGUCUUCAUUUUGCUGAUAUUAAAAAGGAAAAAAGCUUAAAGGGUAGUGCAUCAACUCAAAGGACUUCAGUGUGCUGUAGGGCCCCACCCCCACCCCCACCCCAUGCACACACUUUGCAAUCCUCAGAGGAGCUGGAGCAGACGCUGGAGGCCAUAUUGCAUAAUGGUUAACACUCCAGGUUCUGGAGUGUCAAACUAAACUGGCUGUACCACUUCUUAACUGUGUGAGUGGCUUAACCACUCUGGGCCUCAAUUCUCCUGUCUGCAAGAUGGGAAUAAAAAGAGCCCAUACCUCACAGGGUGCUGUGAGGGUCUGGUGAGGUGAGGUGUGUACAGCCUCCAGCCCAGGGCCCAGACACCAUGACCCGCCAGUAAGGGAAAGUGUCAUUAUUGCCCAAGGCCACUCCUCCUAUGAGCAAGCCAACUGUUGUACUUUUAUGGGUUGCACUUGGAGACCAGAGUGACCUUGGCUUUAUUUGGAGGCAAACCCAAGAGGAAAAUAGCCAGAUGCCAUUCUCCCAGUUGGAUUAGGAAGUGCCAAAGGGUAGCCGUGGGAUUGAUUUAUUUCGUGGGAGAACAGGCUGGGGAAGAGGAGCAGAUUGCUCCCCACUUCUCACCCAGCCUGGCAGGGAGGGGCCUAGCAGGAAGAGGUGAGAACCUUUGGCCACUAAGAUCAGAAGCCAGUACUGGAACUCCGGGGAGCUCGUGGAACCACUGCCACACCCUUCCCUCAGAGGAAAGGACUGAGACAUUCCUUUGAUGAUCCCAGGAGAGAUGACAAACCCUUCCCUUCUCCCAGACUCCGUCCUGCUGGCCGAAGGAGGUGGCAAAAGAGGAGCAGAGCAGCAAGUCCAGGAGAGGCCACAGCCGCUUUGCCUCAACUUGCUGUGGCCUUAGAAACGGCUCUGUCCUCUGGGCCUUGGCUUGUCUGUGCAUAUAGUAGGGACUGGAGGUCAGGGUCACAAACUCUUGGCCACUGAGGCCAGAGAGAUGACGCAGUGGAGGAGAACAGGAGCAGUGGGACUCAGAGCACACGUGCCUCGGGAGGCAGCCGCAGCCGGCCGUCAGAGGGCCAGACCACAGGCCCGUGCUGUUGGCCUGUUCUUUCCCGGAAGCUGAGAAAUCUGACAGGUGACUCUCCCGAUUGUAAAAAGUCUUUAUACCCCUGGCUGGUGUAGCUCAGUGGAAUGAGCACUUGACCUGCGAACUGAAUGGUCACCAGUUCAGUUCCCAGUCAGAGUACACGCCUGGGUUGUAGGCCAGGUCCCCAGUAGGGAGUAUGCAAGAGGCAACUGGUUGGUCAAUGCUUCUCUCCCUCCCUUCCCCUCUCUCUAAAAAUAAAUAAAAUCUCUAAAAAGUUUUUAUAAAAGCACCAAGGCCCAGACAGAACACAUCUGUGGUCUAGAAUCAGCAAGUAGCCUCUGAUUGCAACCUCUGGGCCAGACCCAGGCUAAAUAGGCCAUGGAUUUGGUAGUUGUUCCUUUUUUCCCUUUCACUGAUUUCUUGCAGUGACACUGGGUAACAAAAUGACACAGGUUUCAGGUGCUCAAUGCCACAACACAUCAUCUGUAUGCACUGUGCUCACCCCCCACCCAAGGAUGUGGUAGUUCUUGCAAAACACCUGGGUGCCUACCAAGCAUGCCCAGGCAGGAGGGGACCAUGGAGGCCCUUGUCAGGCCCAGAGGAGGAAGGGCCUGGACUGAGACCUGGAAACUGUUUGGUCACAGAGCCAGGACCAGAACCGGUGACUGGAUUCCCAGCCCCGGUCCCGUCCCCAAGGUCAGAAGCACAGGCUCUGCACCAGGCUGAGCUUGCCAAACAACUGAACAGCUAUGUGACCAGGUUACUUGUAAAUGUGGAUGGUAAGAGCACCUACUGCAGACAGAGGUCCACUGGUGUGAGGACUCCGUGAGACACACACGCCAAGCUCCUGACACAGUGAGCAAGUGCCCGCUAGCUGUGACUUGCCGUUAGGGCCUCACCAGGCAGGGGUGGGGUACCUGGAUGAUUUCCGGCAGGGCCCUCGAGAACAGAGGGCGUGGGUCAGAAGGACCAAGAAGCUGCAUUUGGAAGUCAUCUUUAUUCAAUGUCUUGCGCUGUAGUAGAGUUCUGUCUGGGAGGAGACAAGAGUAAGAAACUGCGAGAGAAGUAGCCAGGACUCUGCUGUAGCCGAGAGGCUGCCUCUAAGAGCAGCAAUUUUCCACCCGUCUGUUGCAGCACCAUGGUGUGCCGCGAGGAUUUUUAAAACAAGCAAUACGUGACUAUUUGGUUGGGGGCACUGACCUCUUUUCCCUCAGACUGUCAAAUUUUUUAAAAUGACAACAGCCAAUACAAUAGCAGUCCAGUAUGAUGAAUCAAAAUUAUAGCUAUUUUCUUGUCAGAUCUUCAAAAAAAAUUUUUUUUGACGUGCCUCUGGAUUUUCGUAACUAGUCUGUUUGUGCCAUGAAAUGAAAAAAGUUGGAAAUCACUGCUCCGGAGGGAGGUUGUAUUUGGGGUGGAAGAGACACAUUUUGGGAAAGGCACUCAGCCGGGCCCCUGCUGCCUGGUUGCCAACUCUUGCCUGCCUGUCUGUAGGGCAAAGGGGCACAGACACUGGCAGAAGGAGAGCCCGGAAGGAGAGAUGUGACUUCCCCAUUGCCGCUGGGCAGUCAGGCGAGGCGCUG
This is a messenger RNA of Artibeus jamaicensis (Jamaican fruit-eating bat), 4903 nucleotides long. It is a transcript of the gene DOLK, whose product is annotated as dolichol kinase. The transcript has a single exon. The record is from RefSeq and is a predicted model, not a curated record. NCBI's taxonomy places the organism in Eukaryota, Metazoa, Chordata, Mammalia, Chiroptera, Phyllostomidae. Gene Ontology annotation, cellular component: endoplasmic reticulum membrane. Gene Ontology annotation, molecular function: dolichol kinase activity. Gene Ontology annotation, biological process: dolichyl monophosphate biosynthetic process. Bases 473 to 2089 code for a protein of 538 amino acids.